Molecule: messenger RNA, 1658 nt
Organism: Lathyrus oleraceus (garden pea)
Lineage: Eukaryota; Viridiplantae; Streptophyta; Magnoliopsida; Fabales; Fabaceae
Product: phosphatidyl-N-methylethanolamine N-methyltransferase
Exons: 2
Coding region: 355-846 (163 amino acids)
Biological process (GO): phosphatidylcholine biosynthetic process
Molecular function (GO): S-adenosylmethionine-dependent methyltransferase activity
Source: RefSeq, a predicted model, not a curated record
UUCCACUUCAAUAAUUUAAAUAUAUUGUAACUAUUUUAUAUUCAUGAAACACUUGUGAGUAACUUUUGUUAGUAAUAUAUAGUAUUCUCUUGGCUUCAACCCGACUAAAUAAAAGAAGAAAAAAGUCAAUAAAAAACACAUAACCCAAUACAAUUUGUACCAUCAAAAUAUCAUUUUUAAUGUUACAUAUGUUUGUGUCAGUAACUCAAUGUAUCUAGUGGCUGAAGAGAAAACUAAAGAUCCGUGACCCACUUUUUCAGGAGGGAUCAAAAUCAAAAGAAAAAACCACAUUUGAAGCAUAUAACUAUCUUUCUCUGUGGAGAAAAAAGCAUAGAUUUUUUCUACUAUAGUGUGAUGGACAUUGUUGUGGCCAUUGCAGUGUUAUCACAAUUUCCAUUCUACUAUUAUGUCUGGAAUUGGCCUCAGUCAUGGGUAGACCUAUGCGGUAAAGAAAGAGACCCUUCAAAGAUUAUGGCUUACAUUGGUCAUUUCUUGAAGCUACUUCAGAUCAUUUCACUCAUCUCUGUCUCUUCUUUUCAUUGGCCUCCUUUUUACUUCUGGCCUCUUUUUGCAUUUGGACAGUUCCUUAACUUCAGGGUUUAUCAGCUGCUUGGUGAAGCCGGCACGUACUACGGUGUACGCUUUGGAAAAACUAUUCCGUGGGUAACCGAAUUCCCUUUUGGAGUCAUCAGUGAUCCUCAAUAUAUUGGCAGCAUCAUGAGUAUUGUUGUAUGCCUUACAUGGGUUCCUUACCAGUACAUUCUCCUGUGGAUUUUAGGAUAUGUGUUUAUGAUCCGCGUUGAAUCGAAGGAAGAUCCAUCGACUCGUGCUAAGCCACUCAACUGAUUUAUUUUCAUUGGAUUAGAUAUAACCUGAAGGAUUUAGUAGCAUCUGAGGUGCAGAAUUCUUUGUAUGAUUCUGUUUCCUUCCUCUGCACUGGAAUAACAUCUCUAUUAUUAUGUUCUGAUUCCGCAAAACUUUUUCAAAUGAACUGCAAACCGUAACUUAUUUGGUUUCUGUCUCUUAACAAGGAUUUGAAUUCUCUACUGACGACUCUGUAGUCUUUCUAGCUAGAGGUCGGACGUUGGAUUAGUGAUUAUUCCAAUGACUACGAGUUCAUCAAGGCUGCUCUUGCUCGACAUAUGCAUGUCAAGCUAGUCAAAGUGUAAACUGAUUUAGAUGAUAACUUCAAUAAGUGCAAUCGUGUACCUGUGACAAGGAUUCACAUUUUUUUUUAUUGUUUGGAUAAAAGGAUUCACCGUUCUUUUUCUGUCAUAAGAUUUAUGUUUAUGCUUGUCAGAAAUUUCUCGACUUUUAUAUUUAGAGCGGUCUGACCUUUCUUUUCGUGUACAUGCUUCUUUAUCAAUAGCACGAAGAAAACCAUGAAUUUGUCGAUAUACAUUUUGUCUUUUACUAUAUAAGUGUUAACAACUGUUAGCACAAUCACUUGACUUGAAAUCCAGAACCCUAGCCUUUUUCCCUCUUUAAGGCUAUGCAAAAGCUAGAGACAAAUUGAAAGCUUGAAUUGCAUUUUUUACAGCCUCAACAUCUAUAUCAAUCAACUUCCCUGUCUCUGAUGAUAUUACAAUGCAUUUCUUCUCUUCAGCCUGCGGAACAAACUUGUUUCCUUUCUCUUUAGAGCAAAAUAGCGCAACACU